Leguminivora glycinivorella is the source of this 826-nucleotide messenger RNA. It is a transcript of the gene cut, whose product is annotated as homeobox protein cut-like. The record is from RefSeq and is a predicted model, not a curated record. Lineage: Eukaryota; Metazoa; Arthropoda; Insecta; Lepidoptera; Tortricidae. The transcript has 4 exons. Bases 452 to 826 code for a protein of 124 amino acids.
AUCGCACUGCAGUCGAGCCCCGCGCCGACCGCGAGCGCACGUCCAGCGCCGUGCCCGCGACUUACGUAACAACUAAUCGGAUCGAACCUUCCGAUUAAUCAAUCGUGAUCGUCAACUAUCGAUAAUUUGUGCACCGAUUAUUUUUUUAUCAUUUUUCGCGCGCCGAAACAAGUGAACUUGAUUGUGUACUUUGUGUUGUUUUUGUUUUCACGCUUUAUUUUUGGGCGUAUAUGAACAGUGUUUUGAAUCAGACUAAGUGUGGGAACAACUGUUUUUCGGACUCUAUAUUGUCCUGUGAUUUUAUUGACAUAAAACAUGGUGAUAUGUGGACAUAUGGUGGUGUUUUCUAAGUGAUAACAACACCUGACUUGACACUAAUGGCACAAUAACGAACAAACCUUAGUCCUGCCAGUACAUUGGCCAGUGGCCGUGAAAUGCGCCUGCAGCCCUGAUGCACCCGACGGGGGCUAGCCUGGCACCGGAGGCCGAGGUGCAAGCUAUGCACUCGAUGGACUGGUUGUUCAAGAAGGAAAGGAUAUAUCUGCUGGCGCAGUUUUGGCAACAGCGAGCCACACUGGCCGAAAAAGAAGUGACAACCCUCAAGGAGCAACUAGCAACUCACCCCAUACAGUCCAAGACCAAUGGGUCGGUGGAGCGGCUAGAGUUCAGCCCGAUCAAGGAGGAGGUGGAGGAGAAGAUGGAGGCGAGGAGUGGCUCCGCGCGGAGCAGCCCGCAGGCGCUAGAGAGCGAGCUGGCUGCCAAGGAGAAAGAGAGAGAACGAGUUGCUGCUCAAAAAUACCUGAACACGCCUUUAAAGCCUUGGUAA